Messenger RNA from Mugil cephalus (flathead mullet), 1800 nucleotides. Its product is annotated as zinc finger protein 706-like. The transcript is spliced from 3 exons. The coding region runs from base 132 to 362 and encodes 76 amino acids. Lineage: Eukaryota; Metazoa; Chordata; Actinopteri; Mugiliformes; Mugilidae. The record is from RefSeq and is a predicted model, not a curated record.
CAGUAGCGUAGUGAGGGCAAAACCGUUGCGGUCGGCGGAAGGACCAGAGGACUCAACUGGGCAGUUUUUUUUAUUGUAUUUUGGUGGCUAUCUCCUGUAAUACGUGUGUGUUCACUGGUGUAACAUCAGAUAUGGCCCGUGGGCACCAGAAGUUCCAGUCCCAGCAGAAAAAUGCCAAAAAACAGGCGGAGAUCAAGAAGAGCAAAGGCCAUGACCAGAAGGCAGCCGCUAAGGCUGCCUUAGUAUACACAUGCACAGUGUGUCGGACACAAAUGCCCGACCCCAAGACCUUUAAGCAGCACUUUGAAAGCAAACAUCCAAAGUCUCCGAUGCCCCCAGAGUUGGUUGGUGUGGAGGCGUAACCGAUUCACCGCUCUUUCAGUAAGCCCGUCGCAGCUGAUUCAGGACAGGCUUCUACAUUUUGCAGUGUUUUCAGAUAAAAUAUCUUCAGUACAACGUCAAUGAUUCCUCGUACUGAAUAAUUGAUGUGUGGGUAUUUUUAUGCAGGGAUGGUUGUUGCCUGCCUGCCAGUGGAAAUCUUUCCUGAAUAGAUUAUUUUGUAAAACUGCCUUCUAGCCUACUCGAAUUCAAUUAAGAGCCAGUUCUGGAGGUAGACACGCAACACACAACGACCCUCUCUUGGCCUGUGCCAAAAAUUGUGUAUGUUCCAUUUUCAGUUGUAUGCAAUAUUUGCAAUAUCUGAUCAUUUUAAAAAAAUGUACGACCAGCUUGUUCACGGGCUCCACCACCACCACAGCAUCUCAGGUCUCCCGCAGUUUCACAUCAGUCUUUGAAGAUAACAUGCACUGGUUCUGGCUCAGCUCAACGAGGUCGAUAAUGAUAAUUGGAAGUCGUCUCCAGACAAAUCCACUGUGCUGUGAAAUGAUGGAUUGUUAUGGAUUUCUAACUGAGACCAAUUUGUGACGCACCAGGGUCGGGGUAAAAAAUUAUAGUUUAUCCAGAAUGACUUUUGGGUUCAUUAUGUGCUUGAUAAGACACAUUCAGUACCACUAAUUGUGUGUUCUUUUGACUAAGAGUUUCUUCCAAACUGCACUGAUUUUUAUUUUUAUUUCCAGAAAACUCUAUCUUAAGUCGGGGGGGAAUGAAGAAUACGUUAAGCACAGUGUGCUACACGGGUACUGGAACUGCACAUUGUGUUUACCCCAGAGAAUUUCCUGAAGUUUAUUUAGUUUAUGUCCGAUGCAGAACUUUCUCAUGUGCAACAGAGUUGUAAAAGUUGACCAAGUGUUGCAAACCCUUCCAUUACUUAUUUUAACUCUGCUGCUGCAUACAACAAAUUUUAUUUUUUCCCAAUCUCACGUUCUGUUAACUGUAAAAGUUUGCACUGGGGCUUGUAAAUGAUAACACUAACUCCUGUACCUCCCGGUUUUCCAUUCUAAUAUGCAUGUGGCAUAAUUGUGGCCACUACAGUAUUUGAUAACGAUUUAGUUCAUCUCUGUUGUAUUAUGUCUGUCUCUCACCCUCAUCUCUGUGGCAUAUGUGAAAACCCUGAACCUGCAUUAAAAGACUGAAGUAUAUUACACUGUAAGUUAGCUUUAACUCUUUUUUUUUAAUGUUUGUUUCUUAUCAUAGCACGCUAACGGGCAGAUUUAAUUUAUAGAUGAGAACUAUUUUCAAUAUAUUUGAACCCACUGGUCAUUAACCACUGGCAUUUUAUCACUGUGCUAAUGUCUGGACUGACAACCAGCCAUGUUUUUACUUUUGUAAUAAUCAUAUCUUUGUCCACACGAUGUAAUGUAUAGCGUUUUAAUAAAGAUCCUACUUUUAUAUUAACCAUUA